AAGCAGUUAACAUGUGAGACUUUAAAUGCACUCCAUAGGUUUUACGUUUUUAUCAUAGAACUUUUACUUUAAGGAGCAAAACCUUCUUAGGCCAAUAACCCCCCCAGUACCCAUGCCCAGCUUCAACAGUUGUCAACACUUUGCCUACCCUUGUUUCAGCAACCUUUCCCUUUUCUUUUUGGUGAAUAUUCUGAGUAUUUUAAAGCAAAUCUCAGACAUCUCACCAGACAAUUAAGAGGCACUAGUUAAAUGGCGUUUGAAAUGUAACAAACAGCGGGUACCCCUACUUGGAACCUUCCUAGCUAGAAUUCUGAGUAAGGGGUUUGAGACCAACGGGCGUAGUCCAGCCCCCUCGCUUUACAACAAAGAGAACUCGGGAGAAUUGAGCCGCCCAGCCCUGGUGCUCGAGCGGGAACCAGGGAGAGAAGUCAGCCUUGGUGCUUGCCUGGUAAGUGGCGGUCCCAGGCAGGUGACCGCUCCCUGGCUGGUCCCUGGGAGGUGGGCGCGGGGGGCGGGAGGGGGGCGGGGACACUCCGCCGCCGACGAACAGAGAGAAUCCGAGCGAUUAGCCGUUCGCACUUCUGGAAGCGCAGGCCUGGUGAGCGACCGGCCUAGGAUGCUCCCGGAUCCUGGGACUUGCAAGCUGCGGUAACGGGAGCGCGGGAUUGUGGGGCUGACUGGGGCAAGGUACCCGAAGCUGGGGUAGCUCGGAAAGAGGAAGGAGCCUGCUCCCGCGACCAGCGGGAUAACCCAAGGCUGAGGGUAGACUGGGGCCUAGGUUGCCUGGCGGUCGCCCCCAGGCCCCCAGUGGGGAGUGGGCAGCGGGGCUGGCAGGGUGCCCGUGCCCGGAGCUGGGGACAGGAAGUCAUCUCCCGAGGGCGCGGCACUGGGUGAGAUGCUGCAGGUGUGUGGCGCAGGUGCAGGGAAGGGCUGCGGGGACCCACAGUCUGUCAGCGAACAGCGAGGUGAGAGGGGGGUCGCUUUCGCUUCCUGGGAACGCCAGCCUUGGGACCAGAGCUCGCUGCUGGGCCUGGCGUGAAGAGGAUUUUGCAAGGGACCCUUUAAAGCGCUCCAGGAUCCUGCACAUGGCACUGAUGGGGACCCCUGAACCCUACAGUGAGCCGGAUGCCAGCCAGGAGAAGCCCUUUCUGCUUCGGGCACUACAGAUCGCAUUGGUGGUCUCUCUCUACUGGGUCACCACCGUCUGCAUGGUGUUUCUCAACAAGUACCUGCUGGACAGCUCCUACCUGCAGCUGGAGAGCCCCAUCGUCCUCACCUUCUACCAGUGCCUGGUGACCACGCUGCUCUGCAAGGGUCUCAGCAUACUGGCCAUCUGCUUUCCUGGUGCAGUGGACUUCCCCUCUCUGUGCCUGGAACUCAGGAUGGCCCGCAAUGUCCUGCCCCUGCCGGUGUACUUUGUCGGCUUGACCAUCUUCUAUAACAUCGGCCAGAGGUACAUGGGUGUGGCCUUCUACACCCUGGGCCGAUCACUCACUAUCUUCUUCAACGUGCUGUUCUCCCACCAGAUACUCAAGCAGACCACUUCCUCCUAUGUCUUGCUCACCUGCGGCAUCAUCAUUGGUGGAUUCUGGUUUGGUGUGGACCAUGAGGGGAUGGAGGGUUCCCUGUCUUUGACGGGCAUCCUCUUUGUCGUGCUAACCAGCCUCAGCAUCUCGCUCAACGCCGUCUACACAAAAAAGGUGCUCCCGGCCUUGGACGGCAGCAUCUGGCGCCUGACCUUCUACAACAAUGCGAUCUCCUGCGUCUUCUUCCUUCCCCCACUCCUGCUGCUGGGGGAGCUGCGGACCCUCCGCCUCUUUGUCCAGCUGGGCAGAGCCCACUUCUGGGGCAUGAUGACGCUGAGAGCACUGUUUGGCCUUGCCAUCAGCUAUGUGACAGGCCUGCAGAUCAAGUUCACCAGCCCCCUGACCCACAACGUGUCAGGCGCAGCCAAGGCCUGUGCCCAGGCCGUGCUGGGUAUGCUGUACUAUGAGGAGACCAAGAGCUUCCUCUGGUGGGCGAGCAAUCUGUUGGUGCUCGGGGGCUCCUCCGCCUACACCUGGGUCCGGGGCUGGGAGAUGAAGAAGGUCCAGGAGGAGCCCGGCCCCAAGGAGGACGAGAAGAGCAGCAUGAGGGUGUGAGCCUCUGCAGGGACCUCGGGAUGGCCUGUCCCAAGAGAAUGCCCCGGAAUGCGGGGAAGGCCUCUCUUACCUGACAGACCUAGGUAGGCCUAGGAGGAAUGGAAAAUCACCAGGCGAGAAAACUACACCGUGGGACACUGUAGCCUGGGAAACUGCCAGCCAACCCAACCCAGGACAAACAGAUGCCCGGCUAAGAUUGGGGUCUGGGUUCGGCCUAUCCAGCAUAACAGGGUGCAGCUUUAACCCGAGGUCUGACAAGGUGUAUCAAGAACAAUGGUCAGCAGAAACGGCACCCAGCAACCAGCUCUAGCCAGUCAGACUCUGACUCCCCAACCAGUUACCCUUCGUAAGUUUUUGUGCUUAAAAACCCUGCCCUAAGAACAACCGAGCGAGUGUUAACCGCCCUUGGUUGGCUCCUCAACCUCCCCAGUUGGCCCCACUUUCCCCACGAGUGUUCACCUCCCUUGGUUGGCUCCCCAACCUUCCUAGGUUGGCCCCACUUUCCCCCAUGAGUGAUAACCUCCCUUGGUUGGCUCUCCAACCGUCCUAGGUAGGCCCCACUUUCCCCCAUGAGUGAUAACCUCCCUUGGUUGGCUUCCCAAUCUCCCUAGUUGGCCCCACUUUCCCCCACGAGUGUUAUCCCCCGUGGUUGGCUCCACUUUUCCCUC
Phyllostomus discolor (pale spear-nosed bat) is the source of this 2809-nucleotide messenger RNA. Its product is annotated as GDP-fucose transporter 1-like. The coding region runs from base 1086 to 2141 and encodes 351 amino acids. The record is from RefSeq and is a predicted model, not a curated record. Lineage: Eukaryota; Metazoa; Chordata; Mammalia; Chiroptera; Phyllostomidae. Gene Ontology annotation, biological process: protein O-linked glycosylation via fucose; GDP-fucose import into Golgi lumen. Gene Ontology annotation, cellular component: Golgi apparatus. Gene Ontology annotation, molecular function: antiporter activity. The transcript has 3 exons.